GAUAGGCUCGUUUCGUUCCUAUCUUUUCACUCAUAUUUUGGGUGUUAAUUGUCUACUUUGUAUAAUUAAUCGGGUGACUAUUGGGGGUUUUGAAUGAAAAUUUGUUAUUUUUCGGUCCCGGUGGCAUUCAUUUUCAGUGUAGUAUUUUUGUACACAAUUUGACAUUUUUGGAGUAAUUUGAUUGUAAAGUUACAUAUUAUUAGCGGGUGUGGUGAGUUGUUAUUGUAUAGGCUGAGUUUGCGGUGAAUUAUUUGGGCCGGAUCAUUUAAGGACUGUUUUUGAAGUUAAGUGCAAUCAAAGAGAAAAAAAAAAGUGCAGCAGGUUGUUCGUCUCACUAGCAGUCCAAAAGAGAAAAAAAAAAGUGCAGCAGGUUGUUCGUCUCACUAGCAGCCCAACAAGGAAAAGAGAUGAGCUGGGUUUUCUCCCUGAAAACAACCCCAGCCGCAGGAGCAAAUUCCAUUUUUUUGCAUUCUCUCUUCACUUUUGGAUUUCCGCAGCCGCACCCAACAGUUUUCUUAUUCUCUGGAGAAGCAACCGACAGCAACUAGAAGACCAAAACACCUGCAAUUUUUCUUUUCUGUUCAUUUAGCAACAAGCAGCCGGAGGCGCGGCAUGGGAUUUCAUGAACUGAUUUUGGAAGAAUUGCAGCCCUAUGUAGAUGGAGCUCCUCAGGGUUACAAGAUGCAAUUUGCUUCACAACAGGCGAGAGAGUGAUAUGGAGCUGAAUUCAGAGUUGAAACCUACACUUACUAGAGAAGUGAAGUCGCUGGGUAGUAAUUAACAAAGUGAUGGCCGCUUCUGAUGACGUUACAUGCUGUUUUUUUAACACCAGAGCAGCUGGCCGUUGAGGUGCAGACGCAGUUGCUCCAACAACUCACUUUUGGACUACCAGCAAGCUUUGGCAGCGGAAUGCGGGCAUAGUUCCAGGUUAUGGCAGCGAUACACACUUAGUUUGGAGUUGAGAGACUUCAGUUGCUUCACGAGGCAAACAUUUGCGAGAUUUUCCAGUGCUUACGCAUCCAAGAGAGUCAUUUCGGCCGAUGAUCAUAGUUUCAGGCACACUACCCAGAUCUUCCACCACAAGAGAUCGAGGAGCUAUCAAAUGUUGAGUUUUAAGUUAUUCUGGAGGUUAUGCACCAUCGUUUGGCUUGUACGGUAUUCUGCCAACUUUUACUACGCUGCUAAGAAUGUGUGUUUACUCUCUUAUUACUCCUUUGUUGAAUUGUGUCGAUUAUUAUUCUGAUUAUGAUGUGCUGCCGGGAUGAAAACCAUUUUAUUCUUUAACUUGCCCUCGUUAUUUCUGCUUUUAAAUCUUUUCUGUGACCUCGAGGGCGAUGUCACCCCUAAGUGUGGGGAGGUUUGGUUUUAGUUUGGACAUGGCAUUUGGUGAUGAAAUUAUUCUGCUCAACAACAUUUUGAGGUGCACGAGCUUUUUUCUGGUUUAGCAACGCAACAGAGGUAACUUGUUAAUCUUUAUUUUCUUUUGUAAACUUCCAUCUCCUCCAUCUUUCUUGGAAAGAAUAAGUAAUGGUGUAAUCAUCGGGGUGGUGUGUAUAUUCUUGGGAAAUGUUGGCAUGCUGGAUUGUUUGAUUUGUGUUGAUUAAAUUCGGUGUUACUCGUGAUUCACUAGUUCAUCAUCAAUAAUUCAUUGACUGAUCAUGUGUUGAAAAUCCUUACUCCGUAAGGAGCUCUGCUUUAUAAGCAUAUCGGGAUAACUUCAUGCUAAGCAGGUAACUGAUUCUUGUAAUGGGGUUACACUUUGUGUGUCGAGAAUUUCAUCCCCAAAAUGGGGCUCUGCUCAUCUCGCGAAUCACUCUGUGUGAGAGUUGAGUACACAGUAAUGAGAUAAACUCCCAGGCCCUAGAGCUUGAAUCAGUCGAGCUUGAAUCAGUCCUGUAAUCCAGAACCUGGUCAACUUUUCAAAAAAAAAAGAGAGAAAAAAAAAGAACCACGAGUAUACUGAUUUUUAUCACACAAUUCUUGGGUUUUUGGAAUGAUUAGUGGUUUGGAUUUCACACACCUACACCGUGGGACCAUCAUGCUUUUCUUUACACUUUAGUCGGUUGGAGAGGGAUUUUACUUUUGAAAAUAUUGUUUAACAUGUGAACCUUGGUUUCGUUGUUAAGAAAGAAAAGACUUUGUGCAUUCAUUUGUUUUGGGUGAAUGAUUUUUUUAACCAGGUGUUACAUGUGAUUAUUUUGUUUUCCGUGGAUUUAAUGCAUUGUUGCUUGGGGGCAAGCAACGCUCAAGUGUGGGGAGAUUUGAUAGGCUCGUUUCGUUCCUAUCUUUUCACUCAUAUUUUGGGUGUUAAUUGUCUACUUUGUAUAAUUAAUCGGGUGACUAUUGGGGGUUUUGAAUGAAAAUUUGUUAUUUUUCGGUCCCGGUGGCAUUCAUUUUCAGUGUAGUAUUUUUGUACACAAUUUGACAUUUUUGGAGUAAUUUGAUUGUAAAGUUACAUAUUAUUAGCGGGUGUGGUGAGUUGUUAUUGUAUAGGCUGAGUUUGCGGUGAAUUAUUUGGGCCGGAUCAUUUAAGGACUGUUUUUGAAGUUAAGUGCAAUCAAAGAGAAAAAAAAAAGUGCAGCAGGUUGUUCGUCUCACUAGCAGUCCAAAAGAGAAAAAAAAAAGUGCAGCAGGUUGUUCGUCUCACUAGCAGCCCAACAAGGAAAAGAGAUGAGCUGGGUUUUCUCCCUGAAAACAACCCCAGCCGCAGGAGCAAAUUCCAUUUUUUUGCAUUCUCUCUUCACUUUUGGAUUUCCGCAGCCGCACCCAACAGUUUUCUUAUUCUCUGGAGAAGCAACCGACAGCAACUAGAAGACCAAAACACCUGCAAUUUUUCUUUUCUGUUCAUUUAGCAACAAGCAGCCGGAGGUAGGAGUUUUUCCUUUCGUUUCUGAAAUCAAUUAGCCGCAGCAGCAUUUUUUUUUUCCCUUGUCUUCAUUUAGCCGUAGCAGCAACUAGAUCAAGCAGCAAUUUUUUUUAUCCUAUUCUAUGGAAGUAGCCGCACCAGUAAGAAAGGAAAUCAGAACGGUUUCUAAGCUUCACUCUUCCUUCAAUUUCUGCCAAGUUUAUUUAGAUUCCAAACAUUUAUUGUAAGUUAAAUAUAUUUUACAUUACUUGUUCUCUAAUUAGGAUUAUAUAUUUUGAAGUUGUUUUUCUCCAACUGAUAACUCAGUAUUCCCAAACGAUUAUUCUACUUCAGUUUUUCUAACCUUUAUCAUGUUUAUCAAUAUUACUGCGAUGUUAAUUUUAAGUAUGAUUAGCUAAUUCCAUAUAGGGUUUGAAUUGGGGCUAGGGUUCAUGGGUUUUUGAGGGUGUGAAUUUAGUUUUGAAAUUCAAUUAAUUUUCUGAAAAAUUGUAUAAGUUUAAUCAUAAUUGUCUAUAUGAAUUUGAUCACCUCAUAUAUGAAUACUUUGAUUUAAUUCAAUUCUUGUCUAUGAGAAAUUGAGUUGAAUAAGCUCGAAUCUUAUACAAGCAAUCUGAUUUUAGAAAUAAGUUAGGAUUGUGAUAAUAUGAUUUAAUUCUCGUCUAUGAGAAUUUAUUUCAUUUUCUUUCCAGGAAAAAUUGAAAAUCAAUUUUACUUAAUUCUAAUCCUGAAAGAUCACCCAGAACCCGAACCAUCCAAUUUGAACCCUGUUUUAAUAUCCUGAAUUAAUUUAAUUUAUUUUUUUUCUAUUUAUUUUUGCACUCGCUAUUAGUCAGUUUAUUAGUCAGUUUUAUUUUCAAACCACUCAAAAAAAUAUUUAUUCGGAAAGAUUACCAUGACUUGUGCUAGCCUGUGAUCACAGACUGUAUUUAAAACUUCCUUUUUGCCACUCCUUGAGAGACGAUACUCGUGGUCUGGUUAUUCUUCGGAUUAGCCAACUACGUUUUACUCACUAAAAAAAAAUACACCGAUCAAAUGGCGCCGUUGCCGGGGAGUGGCACGGUUGUUUGUUAAGUACUUUUCUGUGGAAUAGGUAAAAGCAAGUUGGUGAGACUUUCUAUUUUUUUUUUUUCUGUUAUUUGUUUGUCGUUUUUGGUGUUCUUUGCACGUGAACUAAGCUGCAGGAACCAGUGUAUGCGCACUCGCUCCUCGGAGGAACAAGAUUUAAUUGCAGGUUAUUCUAAUCCUGAACGCUUAUUCCGAGGAAGAGCUAAAAGGCGUUUGCUAGAAGACUUGGAGAAAAUGGCCGAUCAGACAACUCUAGAGACGCUGACGCCUAAUUAUGUGGCGAGAAAUAGCAUUGGUGCACCCACCAUUGAGGCCAACAAUUUUGAAAUCAAGCCGGCCAUGAUUCAGAUGCUUGCUAAUAAUCCAUUCUGUGGAUACACUCAUGAAGAUCCAAUGGAGCAUAUUGAGAGCUUUAUUCAGACUUGUGCCGCGUUCAAAUAUAAUGGAGUGUCCAGCGAAGCAGUCAGGUUGACUUUAUUCCCGUUCUCGUUGAAAGACAAAGCUUCACGGUGGCUCCGUAGCUUUCCAAACGGGCAUUUUGAUACAUGGGAGAAGCUUCAUCAGGCAUUUAUGCAGGAGUAUUUUCCUCCCUCUGCCGCUAUCAAGGUUUAGACAGAAAUUCUCAAUUUCACUCAAGCUCCGACUGAGAC
Cuscuta epithymum is the source of this 4581-nucleotide messenger RNA. NCBI's taxonomy places the organism in Eukaryota, Viridiplantae, Streptophyta, Magnoliopsida, Solanales, Convolvulaceae. The record is from the annotation of a GenBank genome assembly.